AUGGCUGUAACAGUUGAAACAGGAAGAGCGAUCGUGAUAUUGGCAAAUACUUUAUCAUCUAUUUCUGCAUUAAUUUUGAUUGGUGCAAGUAUUUAUGGAAUGAUUGCAACUGAUGUACAUUUUGCUUCUUACGCAAUACCUCUUGCAUCCUUUAUUCUUGGAUUGUUUGUUCUUUUGAUUUCUAUGAUUGGAUGUUGUGGUGCUGUUAUUGAACACAAACAAGUUUUAAUUGCUUACUUUAUAACUCUUACAGUUCUAAUAAUAGCUCAAGUCAGCAUUGCAAUCAUUAUGUUUUCUAAUGCUAGAAAUGUGGAGAAUAUUCUUGAUAGAGCAUGGGAUAAAGCGUACGUAGAUCAACCAGGUCUUAUACGUGAUAUUGAACAUAAGUAUUUCUGUUGUGGAUUUAGAAAUACAACAGAUCGUGCAAUUCCUAAAUCAUCGCCUGACGCAUGUGAAAAAAAUCCAUGGUUUGGUUAUGAUCAAUCUUGUUUGGCUAGUCUGACUAAUGUUUAUAGAAGUAAUCAAACGGCCUUGGGUAUUUUAGGAUUGAUUUUGGCAAUCGUUCAGGUGCUUGCACUUCUUGCUUCAUUUAUUUUACUCAAAAGCUUGCCAAAUCAUCCUCCAACCGAUCAAGAUUACAGAAAUGAAUAUGAAGGACUUGUUAGAUCUGCUCAUAUCAGAGAUCCGGAGCGUCAACCAUCUAAAUCUACAAACACUGGUCGCUCAAAAUUUUAUGGCAGUACUUAA
This is a messenger RNA of Entrophospora sp. SA101, 747 nucleotides long. Lineage: Eukaryota; Fungi; Glomeromycota; Glomeromycetes; Entrophosporales; Entrophosporaceae. The record is from the annotation of a GenBank genome assembly.